CACUAUGUCACAUUUCAAGGUGCACUUCUAAUCAAUUUUUUUUUUUAUACUCACCGCUCGAACUUGAAAAGCAAAAGCAAUCCGACCAACACUUCACCACAACCCUGGUUAGGUUGGUUUUAUAACUUUCAUCUUCAUCAUUCGUGCACCAUAUUAAAAAAAUUCAAACCAUUUUACUACUCUCCGCAGAGCUGAACCCUUAAAGACUUCAGUCGCUUUUUCCCCUUGCUUUGUGUCCGGUGAAUUCUAGGGUUUCGCCUAUUCUUCAACAAUGGAUUGGGGAACUGUAACCACAGAGGAUCUAAUUGAGGCUUUACGCGAAGUCGAGUGGUCAUCUCCACCACGUCCCUUCUCUGAAUUCUUCUCUCGCUUCACUUUCCCCCGAUCUUAUUCCAAAUGGAACAGUCGACUCAAGUGUAAUCUCUACUAUUACAGGACGAAUUACUUUAUUAUGAUUGUGGCUAUUCUUGCAUUGGGGUUUCUAAGGAAGCCACUUGCAAUUGUUGCUGCGCUUUUGACAGCGCUUAGUAUUGCUUUUCUAAAUGACAGUUUUGCAGGUACUUUUAGUGAAAAAGUGACAAGAACUGUCAGACAGUUUUCACCUCAUUUAGCUGCAAAAAUGAGGCCUGCACUCACGCCGGUUAUUCGAGGGCGUCCAUCCACUAAAAGAGCAAUAUUCAUUUGCGGAAGGCCUCGUUGGGUGUUUGUCUUUGUAUUCUCUAUAGUGAGUUUCUUCCUCUGGUUUGUUUCCUGUGGCCUCUUAACCGUUCUUUGGGCUUUUGGCAUAGGUCUUCUUGCCACUCUUGCUCAUGCAAGCUUCAGGAGUCCUAAUUUGAAGGCUCGCCUCAAUACAUUUCGUGAAGAAUUCCGAGCUGUCUGGCGCAACUAUAGUGAGCUGUAGCUUCAGUUGAGUUCCGCUUGCUCUGCCAAUCUGCAAUUAGAUGUACUGAUUCACUCAUUGUAUUUUUCGUUGGCUUUAUCUGUAAAUUAGCAUUGUCUAAUCAGCCUUGAAAUAGUAACAAGUAUGUGGUUCAGCAGUUUACAUGCUUGUGGGAUAAAGUCUGUUUUCCUUUCUCAAAAGAAAAGGAAAAUACUUGUCGAUCCUGUACUUCUGAUUAAGAAAUGCUUACCUACUUGAUUAAGAAAUUACUAGUGAAAUGUUGAUGUGAUAGCCAAAUGGAUUGAUCUGUUUAGUGGAAGUUUAGAUAUAAGCUAAAGAUCAUAUGAACUACAACAAGGCAUUGUUUUUGGUGUCUGUCUGAGAUAUUUGUAUAGGAGUUAGCCGUACAAUGUAUUAGUUUCCUUUGUACCUA
Solanum lycopersicum (tomato) is the source of this 1313-nucleotide messenger RNA. Its product is annotated as PRA1 family protein A1-like. Lineage: Eukaryota; Viridiplantae; Streptophyta; Magnoliopsida; Solanales; Solanaceae. Gene Ontology annotation, cellular component: membrane. The record is from RefSeq and is a predicted model, not a curated record.